This is a messenger RNA of Salvia splendens (bonfire salvia), 2211 nucleotides long. Its product is annotated as serine/threonine-protein kinase TOR-like. Lineage: Eukaryota; Viridiplantae; Streptophyta; Magnoliopsida; Lamiales; Lamiaceae. The coding region runs from base 364 to 912 and encodes 182 amino acids. Gene Ontology annotation, cellular component: cytoplasm; TORC1 complex; nucleus. Gene Ontology annotation, biological process: negative regulation of macroautophagy; TOR signaling. Gene Ontology annotation, molecular function: protein serine/threonine kinase activity. The transcript is spliced from 5 exons. The record is from RefSeq and is a predicted model, not a curated record.
UCCGUGGUGCCGAACGCACCCUAAUAACACAAGAAGGUUUUUGGCUAGGUAGACGGGCAGAGCUUCCAUAGAAUAUGGCGUUGCUACAUGAUUUUCUCGUUUUACAAUUUAGCCCAGAAUAGAUUAUUCCAUGUAUCCACCGAAAAAUUCAGCAAGUUGAUCUUCAGUCUUCACUGCCUGAUUGUGACAGAGAUACAAGAUCGUCGUUAGGUUUCUGAGGAUUCCGCACAAGAUUUUCACCCUACUCACUGUAAAUACUCGCAAUUUGUGCCAUAUACCAGUAGCAGACUACUCUUAUUUGGGUUCGUGUUUUGAGAUUUUGCUCUUGGAGCGUCCUUGCACGUAUAUACAUGUAUAUUUAGGAUGGCGCUCGCAACGACAACACAGUCGAUUCGCUACAUUGCUCCGGCAGCUGCCACCGGAGCUAGCAACCUUGAUGCUCUCUACCGACUACUUGCUGACCUUUCCAUCCGCGGCAAUCCCAAGGAUGGAGCUGCUCCAGCAUUGAGAAGAUAUGUCGAAGAACAAGCUCGUGAUCUCAGUGGUGAAGCGUUUUCACGUUUUAUGGAUCAGUUAUAUGAUCGUAUUACUGGUCUUUUAGACAGCAGUGAUGUUGCUGAAAAUUUGGGUGCUUUGAGGGCCAUUGACGAGCUGAUAGAUGUGGAAAUUGGAGAGAAUGCAGUCAAAGUGGCAAAAAUCGCAAAUUAUAUGCGAACUGCAUUUGAGGCAAAACGUGAAUCUGAAACUUUAGUUAUUGCUAGUAAAGUUUUGGGCCACUUGGCGAGAGCUGGUGGAGCAAUGACAGCUGAUGAAGUGGAAAGACUGGUAAGAAUUGCAUUGGAUUGGCUUCGCGGUGAUAGAGUUGAAUACCGCCGUUUUGCUGCUGUUUUAAUUUUAAAGGAGUUUCCCUAGUAUUGCUUCUCAGUUUGUCGUUGCUGCUGUAACUGGAUAUUUUCACUCGAUAGCUUGUGCAGCUCAUGCUAAGGGAGUGGAUGAUAGUUUACAGGAUAUCCUUCGUCUCCUGACUUUAUGGUUCAACCAUGGAGCUACAACUGAAGUUCAGAUGGCAUUGCAGACAGGGUUUUCCCUUGUUAAUAUAAACACUUGGCUGGUUGUUUUGCCUCAGAUAAUUGCCAGGAUACAUUCCAAUAACCAUGCAGUAAGGGAACUGAUACAAUCCCUAUUAAUCCGAAUUGGUCAGAGUCAUCCACAGGUUUGUUUUGGAAGAUAACCCGUGUAAUCAUAUGUUUACUAGCAGACAAUGGCAUCAAUAGUUAGUUUUGGUCAAACUGACUAUGUUUUGUUUAUUCUCUUGAUAUUUCUUAGGAUAAUUUAUUCAUGCAGCACAAGUUCUAAAUUUGGUGCAAUUUUGUUCAGUCGCAUCUAGGAAGUUGAUAAGCUUUUCAGCUAUGCUGCAUUGUGAAUAAUUGGUGAUAAUAAUUUUGAAAUUUUUAAAGAUUGUUAUUUUUCGAAUGGUAGUUUUCCAUUAGGAAAGGUAAAAAUGGGUAGUUUAUUUCUAACACUGAGUAUUAAAAAAACACUCAGAAAACAGUGAAGUGCUCGGUCAAACUUAAAGUCUGCCUAUUUUUCAUUAUCUGACAUCUGAAAAAAAAUGCAACUUUUCCUGUGGUGAGCAUGUUACACAAUUACGGACAAUAGUUCUAAGGACAUAAUUUAUGAAAUUGGUGUUUAAAGGUUAAAGUGGAGAGACUAAAAUAUGAGAUAAAAUAAAUAUGAGAGAGAAUGAGAGAUUAAGAAGAAAAGAGAAUAAAGUUUUUUGCCAAAAAAGGUAAUGACUCAACUAACUUGGGACAGCUCGAAACGGAAUACGAAUCAACUACCUUGGGAUGGAUGGAUUACUUUUUAAGGAUCACUUCCACCAUGGAGGCUCAACAAUUUACUAGCAAACCAAGAAUCUAGGAAUUAUCUGAACACCCUCUUCCCAUAUCUCUAGAACUAUCUAAACUUAUGUUUUCUUGUGAUGAGGCUAGAGUCAGAAGUAGUAUUGAAUCUAAUGCUAAUGAGGUAGGAAGUCUGACCUCUUAAAAAAAAAAUCAGAACUAGGAAUUAGAUAACCAAGCUGAUACUGCAAGACAACAUUUGAUAUUCAAUAUUAGGAUCUUAGUGAACGAAUUUGAAGUACUCCCUCCGUCCCAAGGAAGAUGACCCCUUCCUUGGGCGGCACGGAAUUUUAUGCACUUUUAUUUUGUG